AUGCCAAGGACUCCCUCGAGGCGAUUGGCACGCUCAUCGUCAGACCAGCACCACUUUAGCUCUUCGCCUAGCGCUCGCACCACAUCUGAGACCACUCCAACACCUCGACCCUCCACGCUCUCAGCAUCAGGCAGGAAACGAUCUCGCAACGAUCUCGACUUUGAUGCCGAGGAUACCUCGUUGCCUGCCAGCCCUCUCUCUCGUUUGCGACUCCAGACACCUUCGACGCGUCGAAACACAUCACAUCUGCUCGACAGUCCCAGCAGGUCACGCUUUGCCGCCAACCUCAUCCCAGACCAAGACUCAAGCUGCUACUUGGCUGCUUCAUCUCAAGAGUCGCUCCAAAGCUCCCUCUUCGACACACACAGCAUCGCCGAGAGCUCUUCUGCACCCACCUCUUCCUGCUCCUCCGACCGCGAUGUCUCUCCACCUCUCAACGCUGCCAUGCUCGAGUUAGCCGGCAAAGAGAAAUACUCGAGCGUCUAUGCACACGCAAGGGCGCUGCUUCGAUACUCUGCCGGCGUCGACCCAGCAGAGACCGAAGCUGGUCUCACCAUUACCAACGCUGCUGUCACCAAGCUCGGUGGGCAUCACGUCAAGGUUGUCGGUCGUGAACACGAGCGCACUGCGAUUCAGCUUUUCCUUCAGCACACUUUUGGUCUCUUUGCCGAUGCUCAGCAGCGAGCAAGAAGCCUCAACGUCGAGCUCGAUGGAGAUGCCGAAGCUAGUUGCUUGUAUGUCUGUGGUCUGCCCGGUACUGGAAAGACUGCUCUUGUUCGCUCUGUGCUGAACAGCCUUUCCGAGACCAACUGCUCUUCAUCCGCGCCUCGUGUCGCAUUCGUCAACUGCAUGACCCUCUCCCACCCCCGCUUGAUCUUUGGCAAAGUUCUGCGAGCCCUCGGUUCGAACGCCGCUGAAGGCCAGUCCGACGCCUUUGCCGAACAAGCUCUAUCGACUCUCAUCCGCCAAGGCAACCAGCGCAUCCUUAUUGUCCUUGACGAAAUCGACCAUUUGCUGCAGAGUCGUGCACACCAGAACAUCCUCUACAAGAUCUUCUCUUGGACUGCCAACGGCAGUGGCGUCGGCAGCAGCCUUCGUGGAGGUCCUGCUUGUGGGUUGAUUGGCAUUGCCAACUCGCUCGACUUGACUGAGCGCUUUGUGCCUUUGCUUGCUAGCAAGCAUGCUUCGCCUGCCCUCCUUCACUUCCGACCUUUCGAGGCAGAGGAGAUCGUUUCUGUGAUUCGGGAUAGGUUGUCUGGUUUGCAGGCUCGAUAUGACGAUCAAGAGCCAGAGGCCGAGGAAGCCAAGGAUGAGUCUUUAGCGCUCUUCACUCCCACAGCUCUCCAGUUGUUGGCAAAGAAGAUUGCUGGCGCGACAGGCGAUUUACGAAAGGCGCUCGAUGCGGCACGUUUGGCGGUAGAGUUGGUCGAGAGCGAACACAGGAAGAAGGCUCUUGCUCAGAUCCAAGCUGACAAGGCCAAGGCCAAGGCUGCACCUGCAUGUCAAGGUCAAGAAGAGAAGUCUGAGCAAGUUGACGCUGAGCAGCCAUUGAAAACAGCCGCACUGCGAGCCACGCUUCUCCGCCACCUCACUCGAUCGAGCGCACCCAAAGUCGGCCCCUCGGAAAUCCUCAAAGUCCUCACCUCGGUACUUGGCUCUGCCAACCUCUCCAAAGUACGCAGUCUUGGCGUUCAGGCCAAACUAGUGCUCCUCUCCAUCCUCAUUGCCCAAGCCCGCGCUGAGCAAGGUCUCUCCGUUCUUGGCAGUGCCACCAGCCACAAUCCCGCAUCUUCCGGAAGCACUGCUGCUUGUUCCGCAACACGCAUCGCCGACGUAGAAUCGACCUACCACGCCAUCCUCAAACAAGAAAACGGCCUCUUCUCCCCUCUCCAAGCUUCCGAACUCCUGGGUGUCUUUGAUAUGCUAGAAGUGAACGGAGUCAUUCGGAUCUCUUCUGAGGUCGAUAACUCUUCCCUUUGCGCAACUCGGGCAAGUGCGGUUUUCGUAUCAAGUAGUAGUGUUAGUCCCAGCGGUAAAAGGGCAGCGAAGAAACAGUUGAUGGCUAGCAGCAGACAGGUCUAUUUAGCUAUGUCGGCUGAUGAUGUUCAGCGUGGCAUUUGCACUUGUUCGCCUGGUAGCGGUACCAGCGUUUCUACGGGCACUGUGACGGCUGGAGGUGUUGCCGUGGCGGACACGAUUGCGAGGAUCUAUACAAGGGAGAAAGACAGAGCGGUCAAGGCAAAGACAUAUCACAGUAUCGCACAGGAAAACGCUAGGAUUCGACAGGAAGAAUUGGGUGGUGGUCGCAUGGGUGCUCCUGAUGGCAGUUUCUAA
Messenger RNA from Ustilago hordei, 2334 nucleotides. RefSeq lists its product as uncharacterized. The transcript has a single exon. Gene Ontology annotation, cellular component: nucleus. NCBI's taxonomy places the organism in Eukaryota, Fungi, Basidiomycota, Ustilaginomycetes, Ustilaginales, Ustilaginaceae. The record is from RefSeq and is a predicted model, not a curated record. Gene Ontology annotation, biological process: mitotic DNA replication checkpoint signaling. Gene Ontology annotation, molecular function: DNA replication origin binding; ATP hydrolysis activity. Bases 1 to 2334 code for a protein of 777 amino acids.